CUUGGCUCUGAUUUGGACAACAUUUUACACACGUACACACUGGUUCUAAUUUCCUCCACUGCUUCAACCACCGUUAUCACUAAACCCAAGGUCACUGUGAAUCAUGGCCUCGCUGAAGCUUUCCAUUUCGUUGGAAACCUAUGAUUCCAAGAAGUUCAAUGUAAACCCACCUCAACCCUUGAAUUGGUGCUCUGUUUCUUCAAUUUUUAGUUACAUUCAUGUAAGUAAAGCUUGUACAAUCAAUUCCUUGAAUAGGGUCACUCACAUUAAGGUCUCUCGGUUUGAGACUGACUUGCCCAACACUUCUGAAUCUAAUGGUUUUGAUAAUGAGAGCUUGGUUGACAGAAGGCUGUUGGGUACGAAGAAGGGGUUCAAAAGGGAGGUGGGUUUGAAAUAUAGGUUCAAAAGGUAUGGUAGUGAACGAGAAAUAGAGAAUUUGUUUGUGGGUGAUGGUGAAUUGGAUGUUAAUUACUCUGCUAUUGGGCCUGGCUUGAGCUUAGAGCAUUGUAAUGCUGUUUUGAAACGGCUCGAGAAGUGUAGUGAUAGCAAAACUCUAACAUUUUUUGAGUGGAUGAGAAACAAUGGAAAGUUAGAGCAGAAUGUGAGUGCUUAUAAUUUAGUUCUUCGGGUGAUGGGUAGAAGACAAGAUUGGGAUGCAGCGGAGACAAUGGUUCGGGAAUUAAGUAAUAAAUUUGGUAGUGAAUUAGAUUGUCGGGUUUUUAAUACAGUUAUUUAUGCUUGUUGUAAGUUGGGGCGAAUGGAGUUGGGUGCAAAGUGGUUUCGGUUGAUGUUGGAAAAAGGGGUUCAGCCUAAUGUUGCUACUUUUGGGAUGCUCAUGGGACUUUACCAGAAGGGUUGGAAUGUUGAGGAGGCAGAGUUUACUUUUUGUCAAAUGAGGAAUUUUGGAAUUGUAUGUCCUUCUGCAUACUCAGCGAUGAUCACAAUUUAUACCCGAUUGAGGUUGUAUGACAAGGCAGAAGGGGUUAUUGGCUUAAUGAGAGAAGAUAAAGUGGAAAAAAAUCUGGAGAAUUGGUUGGUAAUGCUGAAUACGUAUAGUCAGAAUGGCAAAUUAGAGGAAGCUGAGUUGGCAUUGGUCUCGAUGCAAGAAGCAGGGUUUUCCCCAAAUAUUGUUGCAUACAAUACAUUGAUAACUGGGUAUGGGAAGGUAUCCAAUAUGGAUGCUGCUCAACGUGUGUUUCUGAGCAUUCAGGAAGUUGGACUAGAGCCUGAUGAAACAACUUACCGUUCCAUGAUUGAAGGUUGGGGUCGUGCAGACAAUUAUAAGGAGGCAGAAUGGUACUACAUGGAGCUCAAGCGGUUGGGACACACUCCUAACUCAUCUAACUUGUACACACUAAUAAACCUGCAAGCCAGACAUGAGGAUGAGGAGGGUGCUGCCAGAACUCUUGAUGAUAUGCUGAAGAUGGAAUGCCAACAUUCCUCUGUCCUUGGAACUCUUUUACAGGCAUAUGAGAGGACUGCAAGGAUUGAUAAAGUGCCCCUAAUUUUGAAAGGUUCGUUAUAUCAACACGUUCUUGUUAACCAGACUUCUUGCUCCAUUUUGGUCAUGGCAUAUGUGAAAUACUGCAUGGUGGAUGAUGCAAUAAAACUGUUGGGGGAAAAACUCUGGAAGGAUCCACUUUUUGAGAAUAACUUGUAUCAUUUGUUGAUUUGCUCAUGCAAGGAGUGGGGUCAUUUUGAGAAUGCUAUUAAGAUAUACACUCAAAUGCCCAAACAUGAUGACAAGCCAAACUUGCACAUUUCAUGUACAAUGAUUGACAUUUACAGCGUCAUGGGUCUUUUCCCUGAAGCCGAGCAACUCUAUUUGGAGUUGAAAUCUUCGGGAAUUUCUUUGGACAUGAUUGCUUUUAGCAUUGUUGUGAGAAUGUAUAUCAAAGCUGGAUCUUUGAACAAGGCUUGCUCUGUUUUAGACAUGAUGGACAAGCAGAGGGACAUUGUUCCAGACGUUUAUCUGUUCCGUGAUAUGCUUCGCACAUAUCAGAGAUGUGGUAUGUUGGAUAAAUUAGCUGAUCUAUACUAUAAAAUCUUGAAGAGUGAAGUGACUUGGGAUCAGGAAAUGUACAAUUGUGUGAUAAACUGCUGUGCUCGUGCUCUGCCAAUUGAUGAGCUUUCUAGGCUUUUUGAUGAAAUGCUUCACCGUGGGUUUUUUCCUAAUACCAUUACCAUCAAUGUGAUGCUUGAUGUGUACGGAAAAUCCAAGCUUUUCGUGAAAGCUAAAAAGUUGUUCUGGAUGGCUCAAAAACGAGGUUUGGUAGAUGUGAUCUCAUACAAUACUAUUAUAGCUGCAUAUGGCCAAAAUAAAUACUUCAAGAACAUGUCAUCAACGGUUCAAAAGAUGCAACUUAAUGGCUUUUCGGUUUCACUUGAAGCCUACAAUUGUAUGUUGGAUGCUUAUGGGAAAGACAGGCAAAUGGAGAUCUUUAAAAGCGUCUUACAGAGAAUGAAGGAAUCAGAUUGUGCAUCUGACCACUACACAUAUAACAUAAUGAUCAAUAUAUAUGGAGAACAGGGGUGGAUUGAUGAAGUAGCUGGUGUGCUCACAGAAUUGAAAGAGCGGGGACUUGGACCUAAUUUGUGCAGCUAUAACACAUUGAUCAAGGCAUAUGGAAUUGCAGGAAUGGUUGAAGAUGCUGUGCAUUUGGUCAAGGAAAUGAGAGAAAAUGGGAUAGAACCUGAUAAGAUAACCUACACCAAUCUGAUCUCUGCACUGCGUAAGAAUGAUAAGUUUUUAGAGGCCAUUAAGUGGUCCUUGUGGAUGAAGCAGAUGGGUUUGUGACAUAGACCAUAUAUAAUAUGUUCGGGUGUUUUGCUUUUUAAGCCUCUCUACACCUGAAAGAAGCCUGGGCUCUAGGAUUCAGAUCCUACUCUAACACCUCUCAGAAUUUAGUUGUCUGC
Quercus lobata is the source of this 2916-nucleotide messenger RNA. RefSeq names its product Tetratricopeptide repeat (TPR)-like superfamily protein. Bases 104 to 2797 code for a protein of 897 amino acids. Gene Ontology annotation, molecular function: protein binding; rRNA primary transcript binding; mRNA binding. Gene Ontology annotation, cellular component: chloroplast stroma. The record is from RefSeq and is a predicted model, not a curated record. NCBI's taxonomy places the organism in Eukaryota, Viridiplantae, Streptophyta, Magnoliopsida, Fagales, Fagaceae. Gene Ontology annotation, biological process: positive regulation of translation. The transcript has 2 exons.